UGCUCUGGCCCGUCCAGCGCCAUCUUCCCUCUUCAAUAGAGACCGCCGGCAUCCGAGCCACCUUCGCGCGCAGGCGCAGAAGCGGGGGCUUCGGCCCGGAGACUGAGCAGAGAAGAGUUCCGGGUCACUGGGCGAGAUUGAGUGACAUUCCUCCAUUCUAUCAUGGGCAAGAAGGGCAAAGUUGGCAAGAGCCGGCGGGACAAGUUUUAUCAUUUGGCAAAGGAGACUGGUUAUCGUUCCCGCUCUGCUUUCAAGCUGAUCCAGCUCAAUCGCCGCUUUCAGUUCCUGCAGAAAGCUCGAGCCUUAUUGGAUUUGUGUGCUGCGCCAGGAGGAUGGCUGCAGGUGGCGGCCAAGUUUAUGCCUGUGUCCAGUCUUAUUGUGGGAGUGGACCUGGUUCCAAUCAAGCCUCUCCCCAAUGUGGUGACACUUCAGGAGGACAUCACAACAGAACGCUGUAGGCAGGCCCUGAGAAAGGAGCUGAAGACUUGGAAAGUAGACGUUGUGCUCAAUGAUGGGGCCCCUAAUGUUGGGGCUAGUUGGGUACAUGACGCUUACUCGCAAGCCCACUUGACACUGAUGGCUUUGCGUUUGGCUUGUGAUUUUUUGGCCCAUGGUGGCUGCUUCAUCACAAAGGUUUUCCGUUCCCGUGACUAUCAGCCCCUGCUGUGGAUCUUUCAGCAGCUAUUCCGCCGUGUCCAGGCCACCAAGCCCCAAGCCUCUCGCCAUGAAUCUGCAGAAAUCUUUGUAGUCUGCCAGGGAUUCUUGGCUCCUGACAAGGUUGACAGUAAAUUCUUUGAUCCCAAGUUUGCCUUCAAGGAGGUUGAAGUUCAGGCUAAGACAGUUACUGAGUUGGUAACUAAAAAGAAGCCAAAGGCUGAAGGCUAUGCUGAGGGUGACCUGACUCUUUAUCACUGUACCUCAGUUACUGACUUCCUACGGGCUGCCAACCCUGUUGACUUCCUCUCCAAGGCCAGUGAGAUCUCAAUAGAUGAUAAUGAGUUGGCACAACAUCCAGCUACCACUGAGGACAUACGGGCAUGCUGUCAGGACAUCAGAGUUCUGGGGCGCAAGGAACUUAGGUCCCUACUGAACUGGAGAACAAAACUUCGGCGUUAUAUGGCUAAGAAGCUGAAAGAGCAAGCAAAAGCACUGGAUAUCAGCCUCAGCUCAGGAGAGGAGGAAGGUGAUGAAGAAUCUACCUCUGAGACCACAAGGCAACCCUCUAAGGAGGAGGAAGAGGAAGAGCAGCUGAACCAGACUCUGGCAGAGAUGAAAGCCCAGGAGGUGGCGGAAUUAAAGAGGAAGAAGAAGAAGCUGCUUCGAGAGCAGAGGAAGCAGCGGGAACGCAUAGAGCUAAAGAUGGAUCUGCCUGGAGUUUCCAUCGCAGAUGAGGGAGAGACAGGCAUGUUCUCCCUGUGUACCAUCCGAGGUCACCAGUUGUUAGAGGAAGUAACACAAGGGGACAUGAGUGCUGCAGACACACUUCUGUCUGAUCUGCCAGGGGAUGACAUCUAUGUGUCAGAUGCAGAAGAGGACAAUGAUUCAUCUCUGGACAGUGACCUGGAUCCAGAAGAGUUGGCAGGGGUUGGGGGACAUCAGGGACUGAAGGACCAACAGUGUGUGCGAUUUGCUCAACUAGAAGAUAAUAAAGAAGAGGAAGAAGAGAAUCCACUCCUGGUACCACUGGAGGAAAAAACAGUGCUGCAAGAAGAACAAACCAACCUGUGGUUCUCAAAGGAUGGUUUCAGUUGGAUUGAGGAUGAUGCUGAUGAAGCUCUGGAAAUCAGUCAGGCCCAGUUGUUGUACAAGAACCGCCAGAAGGAGCAGGAGCCGCCACAACCACUGUCACCUUCCAGUUUGAAGACUGAGAGAAAGUUUCCCCAGUACCAGAAUAAGGCCCCAGAUGAGAAAGAGGCUCCCUCAGGGGCAGGAGCCACCACUGACCCUGGAAGGGAAGGAAGUGACAGCUCAGACAGUGAGAGCAGUAGCAGUGAGGAUGAAGAGAGUUGGGGACCAUCCCGUGGUAAGAAGCAAAGCCGUGGGCCUAAGAAAGAUGACGGGUUUGAGGUAGUACCUAUUGAGGACUCAGUGAAACAUCGGAUCCUGGACCCUGAAGGCCUUGCUUUAGGUGCUGUUAUUGCCUCCUCCAAAAAGGCUAAGAGGGACCUCAUAGAUGACUCCUUCAACAGGUAUGCAUUUAAUGAAAAUGAAAGAGAGCUUCCAGACUGGUUUGUGCAGGAAGAGAAGCAGCAUCGAAUACGGCAGUUGCCUCUUGACAAGAAGGAAGUGGAGCACUACCGCAAACGCUGGCGGGAAAUCAAUGCACGUCCCAUCAAGAAAGUGGCUGAGGCCAAGGCCAGAAAGAAACGGAGGAUGCUGAAGAAGCUGGAACAGACCAAGAAGAAGGCAGAAGCGGUGGUGAACACCAUAGACAUCUCAGAACGAGAGAAAGUGGCACAGUUGCGAAGUCUGUAUAAGAAGGCUGGGCUUGGCAAGGAAAAACGUCAAGUCACCUAUGUUGUAGCCAAAAAAGGUGUGGGCCGUAAAGUGCGGAGGCCAGCUGGAGUUAGAGGUCAUUUCAAGGUGGUGGACUCCAGGAUGAAAAAGGAUCAGAGAGCACAACAACGUAAGGAGCAGAAGAAAAAACACAAACGUAAAUAAGGAGACUGUAAAACUUAGCAGGUCCAGCUAACCCUGGUAUCCUUGGUACCAGUUUUGCCCUUACUUGUAUCACAGAGGUCUAAGAUGCCAGGAACGUGGUCCUAAGUGGUGAGAAGGACAUCUUCCUGCCUUUAGGACGGUUUCCCAUAAAAGCACCAAGGGAGCUGCUUUGUUGGUGCUGUGACAGUCUAUUACCCUUCUGUGAAGAACAGAGUGGUGGAUGAAACAUCUAAAUCUUAAGGGAAAGUUCAGUGUGGUGUUUUGUAUGGACCUCUUGCAUCUCACCCAUCCCACUCCAUUACUGAAUAAAACAAUAUCAGUGCUGGACUGUUCCAGAUCAUAA
Heterocephalus glaber (naked mole-rat) is the source of this 3004-nucleotide messenger RNA. It is a transcript of the gene Ftsj3, whose product is annotated as FtsJ RNA 2'-O-methyltransferase 3. NCBI's taxonomy places the organism in Eukaryota, Metazoa, Chordata, Mammalia, Rodentia, Bathyergidae. Gene Ontology annotation, molecular function: rRNA (guanine) methyltransferase activity; rRNA (uridine-2'-O-ribose)-methyltransferase activity. Gene Ontology annotation, biological process: maturation of 5.8S rRNA from tricistronic rRNA transcript (SSU-rRNA, 5.8S rRNA, LSU-rRNA); maturation of LSU-rRNA from tricistronic rRNA transcript (SSU-rRNA, 5.8S rRNA, LSU-rRNA); rRNA methylation. Gene Ontology annotation, cellular component: nucleus; preribosome, large subunit precursor; nucleolus. The record is from RefSeq and is a predicted model, not a curated record.